AUAUCUAUUUUUUAUAUUUAUAUAUAGAUGUUUAAUAUAUGUGUAUAUGUAUAAUAUUAAAAACAAAAGCAGUUCUUAUUAUGAAUUUUUAUUCUACCUGCCAAAUUAUAUGACAUUUCGAUUUAUUAACAUUUAAAAUUUUAGUAAUUAUUAAACACUUAAAUUAAUUGAGUAUGUAACAAUUCUGAUCGCAUCAACGAACCGCGAUCAUCAAUUCCACAAAAUACUUACAAUAUGAAAACUUAACAAUUUUUUUAGUACAUCAACCAAAAUAACAUUCAUCAACAGAAAGAAAUAACUUAUUAAACAGGACAAAAUGAGUCGACGUCCAGGUCUAACAAGAACUGAACAACUUCGUCAAGCCAAAACUGCCAGAGAGCUUGAAAGGAUGCAAGAAAGAGCUGCAAGACUUCCACCACCAGAACCAUUAAAAGUACGCAAACGGCAUGUUAGGCCUGAACCAAAAAAACUGGACUUCACUAAACCAGGAUUGACUAAAGCAAUGUUAGCUAGAGUAAAACAAGCUGAAAAAUUUAAACAAGAAUAUGAACGUAAGCAUGAAGUUCAAGUACCUAAGAGAACACCUGCACCAAUAGGAGGUGAUCCCAGGUUGCCACGAAUUAGAUUGGGUAGGGAAAGAAUACCACCAAGGCGUCCUCCACGUGCACCUCCGGCUGUAACUCCACGACCUGUAAGUCCAGUUGCUGGACCUAGUGUGCCACGUGUACCUUCUCCUCCUAGGAGACCUGUUGCUCCAAAAAAACCUAUACCUAAAAAGACCACUGAUUUAGCUAAAAUGAUGAAUGCUGAUGUAAUUCAAGCUGAACCAGUUGGUGAUGGAGUAAUAAAUAAUAUUGUAAUACCUCCUGGAGCAGUAAAUGAAGAACGUACUACUAUUAUUAGUGUAGCACAACCACCUGUAGAAGAAACACAAAUAUCACAAGCAGCUAGUCGUUCAAUUCAAGUGAUCAGUGAAACUCUUAAUGAGCAAGAUGCUGCAGAAUCUGCAGCGGUUCAAAGUAAAUUAGCAGAUUUGCAACAAGCUAGAAGAGAUUUUGUUAUUGCGGCUGCAAAUGUUGGUGCUAGUGCUUUCGCUCUUGAAGAUAUCACUCCUCCUGAAUUAUUUGAUGUUACUCCUCCUCCAUCUAUUGCUGCUCCUGAAAUUGUUGCUCCAAGACGAUAUGUUCGAGUUCCUGAAUUACAUGAAGAAUUUUUACAACCUGAAUAUGGUAUGGAUCAUCCAGAUAUUAUUGCUGCUCGUGAACAUAUGAGAAAAGUUAAAGCUGAGAUACAAGCAAGAGAAGCAGCUAAAAGAAUAGAAGAAGAAUUUGAAAGACUUGAAAGAUUACAAGCAGCUGCAGAACAACCAGAAGAAGUACCAAUAGAAGUACCAGUACCUAUACCAGAAGAAGAUAUAGCUUGGGAAGAACGAGAAGGCAUAAGAAUAAAAGCUCAUAUUCCUCCUACUCCUAAAUUACCAGAACCUUAUCAAUAUGAACCCUUUGAUCCUGAACAAUUAGAAAGAUUUUUUGAUAUUCAAACUUAUCCUCCUUGUGAACCAUGUGGACCACCACCAGGUAGAGAACAUUUACCUCCUGAUUUGUGGGAAUUAGAAGAUCCAUGGUAUAAACCAGCUCCAGAAGAUGAGCCAGAUUUAAUGGAAUUUUCAGAUUUAAUAAAAUUUUGAGUAAUCAAAAAUUCUACAUUUCUAAAGUUUGCUAUAUAUAUUUUUUUAUUUUAAUUUGCUGUAAAAUACUUAUGUCUUACAUAAUGUAUAGAUGUAAAUAAUAGCAAUAAUUUUUUAAUUUUAUCAAAUAACAUAUAAUUAACAAAAUUUAUAUUUAAUUAAAACAAUUAAACAUAAAAUAUUCUAUUAGCAAAAAAGUAAAAAUUACAUCUAUAAAUACGAGUAAUAUAAUUUAUAUUAAUAUAUUUUUUUAUAUUUUUAAAUAAAAUUUAUACGAAUAUAUUUAUCAAUCAUAAGCAACUGAUGUAUUGAUAAAUAUAAUCAAUCAUCAAUAACCAAUAAAUAUAAUAUGAAAAUAUUAAUGAUUAAGAUUUAUAAAUUAUCAUAUGAAAUAUUACAUACUUGAUUAACGUUGUAGAUGUAAAUGCGACAAAUUCAUAAUCCACAAAUUUAAUAUGUUAUAUAGUCUUAUAAUUAUAACUCACAAUAAAAAAUUAGCAAAAUUUA
Molecule: messenger RNA, 2194 nt
Organism: Apis cerana (Asiatic honeybee)
Lineage: Eukaryota; Metazoa; Arthropoda; Insecta; Hymenoptera; Apidae
Product: neurofilament medium polypeptide
Source: RefSeq, a predicted model, not a curated record